This is a messenger RNA of Ramularia collo-cygni, 1260 nucleotides long. RefSeq names its product probable Rieske 2Fe-2S family protein. The record is from RefSeq and is a predicted model, not a curated record. The transcript is spliced from 2 exons. Bases 1 to 1260 code for a protein of 419 amino acids. Gene Ontology annotation, molecular function: iron ion binding; 2 iron, 2 sulfur cluster binding. NCBI's taxonomy places the organism in Eukaryota, Fungi, Ascomycota, Dothideomycetes, Mycosphaerellales, Mycosphaerellaceae.
AUGUCGAGAAAAGAUUCAGUUGGCGUACUGAGCUGGUUCGGUGUAGGUGCAAAGGCCAACCCACAGGAGAAUGACGAAAAUGCCGCUGUCAGAGCACUGCCUUCCAACUGGUACACGUCAGCUGAGAUGUAUGAACUUGAACGACGUGCUAUCUUCUCCCGGAAAUGGCAGCUCAUCACCCACAAGAACCGAUUCCAAAAGGCAGGAGACUGGUUGAAGUAUGAAAUCACUGGCUUCAGCGUUGUGCUAGCCCGAGACCGCGAGGGAAAUAUCAAUGGCUUUCACAAUGUAUGCAGACACCGAGCAUACCCGGUCGUAACAAGUGGAGAGGAAGGUUCAUCAAGAAUCUUUUCAUGCAAAUACCACGGCUGGUCAUAUGGCAUCAACGGCAAGCUAGCAAAGGCACCAGGCUACGACAAGGUAGCAGGCUUCGACAAGGAACAGAACGGUCUCUUUCCCAUUCACGUCCGUAUCGACAAGCUUGGCUUCGUUUGGAUCAACAUGGAUGGCAAGAAGACUCCUGAAGUGCCCUGGGAGGAAGACUUCGCUGGUGUCGACACUCAGAAACGAUAUGAGCAAUUCAACUUCGACGACUACCAAUUCGAUCACGUCUGGUCGAUGGACGGCGACUAUAACUGGAAGAUUCUCGCCGACAACUACAACGAGUGCUAUCACUGCGCAACCACACACCCCGAUAUUGGAGCACUCGCGGAUCUACAAUCCUACGACGUACAGACCAAGGGGGCACAGAUAAUCCACGACGCCGCCACCACCGACGAGCAACGUGCCAAUGGUCUCGUUGUCGCAAGCACAUACUACUUCCCCAACGUCUCAACCAACGUCUCACCACACUUCUUCAUGAUCCAACGCUUCAUCCCACACUCUCCAACAACCUCAACCAUGCGCUACGAAGUCUUCCGCAAUAAGAACUCCUCCGAAGAAGACUUCCAACUCGUCAACAACAUCUACAAGCGCAUCAUGUCCGAAGACAAGGAACUCUGCAAAGCGGCACAAAAGAACCUCAAUGCCGGCGUCUUCGUCAAUGGCGAAUUACACCCCAAGAUGGAGAAAGGUCCCUUGUUCUUCCAGAAGACAGUCAGGGAAACGGUCAUGGAUCACUACGCCCGUGAACAGAGCGCAAAACAGGAGAUUUGGCCUGCGCGGCAGACUUUACCAUCUUCGAGUGUGGAAAGUCAGAAGGAUAUGGAUUUCUGCGCCGGUCUGAGUUGCUCGACUGCUGCGGAAGGACUGGCCUGGUAG